UUGGACAACCAUGGGUAGCUCUUUUUUCCGAAUUCCCAAAGUGAAGGACGAUGCCAUGCGUAUUGUGUGUGUGAUUUUGAAUAUUUUCAUUUCUGGUACCGGAACCAUUGUGGGAGGUAUUAUUGAUGGAAAGGAUUCGAAUGUUAUUAUUUGCGGUAUUGCCCAGCUGAUUGUUGGCUGUUUUGGUAUUGGAUACAUCUGGAGCUGGAUCUGGGCUAUCUUCAUUGCUCUGCAGAAACAGGUGUGCUAAUAAGAAAAGUGUUU
Messenger RNA from Blastocystis hominis, 264 nucleotides. RefSeq lists its product as hypothetical. The record is from RefSeq and is a predicted model, not a curated record. Lineage: Eukaryota; Bigyra; Opalinata; Blastocystidae. The coding region runs from base 11 to 250 and encodes 79 amino acids. The transcript is spliced from 2 exons.